Messenger RNA from Lymnaea stagnalis (great pond snail), 2252 nucleotides. The record is from the annotation of a GenBank genome assembly. Lineage: Eukaryota; Metazoa; Mollusca; Gastropoda; Lymnaeidae.
AUUCGCAGAAUCUCAUCAUUGGUUUGAGUGUCGGUUUAUCUUUGUUUACAAUCCUCUUUGUGAGCAUUUGGAUUAUUUUUUGCUGUUGGGUAAAGCAAAAUAAAGCAAAAAAUAGGGUGGAAAACAAUGAACCACUGGAUCUAUUUAAAUCUCAAACUGACAGAAAGUGAGUAAAUAAAAUGAUCUUUGGCUGAAAGUUAAAUAUUCCUACAUGUUCAUAGUCUUUCAACCACUUAUCUUUUAUAUAAAUUUAUUUGGAUUCACUUCCAUUUUAAAUCGCUUCAUAUUUUUAAAAAAAAUUUCUUAUAGUUUUUGCUAAUCAGCUGAAAACUAAGUGUCAUCCAAAAAAUGUUUUUCAUUGAUUUUUUUAUAUUGCAGGAGCACUUUGUCCAAACAACUUAGCACUCAUGGUGGUGGUGAUGACCAAAGUCAGGGGACAGAGGAUAAUACUGACGGUUCUUCCUGGCGAAACAGUAAGCAAAUAUUAUUCCUUAAGAAGCAGUGUCAUGUUUCAUUAUGGUUUUGAAGAUUUAAUCUGUUUAAGAUUUGGCUUUUAGAAUGAAUGAUGCAUAACAAAAGCGUGAGAAAAAUAGUAUGCAAAGAAAAUGAUACAAAUACUAGUGAUACUAACAAUAUCAAUGUAAUUAGAAUUUUAAAUAUUUAUAAAAAUACAAAUUCAAAAUUUAAAAAGCAAGCCAAAAAUAAAUCAAAUUACAAUACAAGUACGCUCCUCCAAAAAUACAAAUAGUAAUUUUCACACAUACAAUUAUAUAAUGUCUCAUAUAUGUAAGUAAAUAUAGUAGAAACUAUAAAAGAAAUUGUAGAUAAUUAUAAUAUCAAUAGAGUCAAACCCACUUAUCUUGACCCCACUUAUCUUGACCCUGGUUAACUCGCCAACCCCAUUAAGUCAACGUUUUGAUUUGAAUCUGCCAAAUUCUCUCUCUUUGUCUAGCAUUUUCUCAUUGGUUUUGUUGAUUCUUAUAUGUUGCCAAACCCUAAUAUCUCGAGCACAAAAGGGGGUAAAAUUUGCCAUUUAACUUGAUCACCACGACCAAUUGCCGGCUUUUGAACUCCGCAAGAAGAAAUAGCAAACUAAAAAUAAACAAGUUUUGCAUAAUUAAAAAUAAUUACUAGUUCUUUACAUACAGAAGCAAAAGAAUCCCUAUAAUGGGUCUUAUUUGAAAUCGCGAAAAUUAAGAAAACAACAGAACCUGUCAAUCGCCAAUAAUUUCAAGCAAAAUUUGGUAUUUUCCCGAACUAUUUUGUGAUUCCCAUGAUCAAGCACUGACCUUUGAAUAAAAUAAUUAUUUUGUUGUGUGGGAAUUCUGUUUUUAUCAACUACUGCCGAUCGCUUUAUCAAACUAACUGCGGCAACACUGUUGUGUAAAAGAAAAGAAAAAACUCCAAAAAUGUACAGUCUCCUUUACUAAUGCACAUCAUAUAAUUAUAAUAUAUAAAGAAAUUUCAAGCACAUGUUAACGUAUUGCCGCCAUAUUGCUUUUCGUUUACCUCGAUCAUCGGUUAUCUCGACGCUUUUUGGCAAAUGCCUAGGCCGGCUGAAUAAUGGGGUUCAACUGUAAUAUUUAUUUCUUGAAGUAGAGGACAUAAUAGCGAAUAAAAAUUGAUUUUUAUGACAGGUGUGCUUGCUUAUCAAAGUUCAAAUUCAAGAAUAACAAGGCCUAAAUUGUUGGUAAGUGGUUCAAUGCAGAACACAUCCAGUGAUACCAAGUACAGAGGUCAUCAAGGCUCUGCAGGUAGGGCUUUAUCAUUUUUCAAAGUAUAUUUUUUUUAAAUAAAGGAGUAGUUUCACUUAUUUUUUUUUUAAAAAGCAACUUUGAAAAGAGGCAACAUCUUUAAUAUCUUAUAUUAUCAAUGGUUAAUCUUAAUUUUAAAAAAUACCAUUUCACAUAUUGAUUCCAAUAUUCCAUUAUGAAAAUAUCACACAUUUUAAAAGAUCUUUUGAUGCAAUAAUGUGCGGUAGAAUAAAGACUUUUUAGUAAGUGUUUUUGAUUUCUCACUAUUAUAUUUAGUGCUUUAGUAUUUUAUAUCAUUUUUUUUAUCUUCAUUUUGUCUAACAUUUUUGGUGAUUUAGACAAUACUCCUCCACUUAACAUGCAGUUUACUUUUAGAAUAUAAAAACUGCAAUUAUUAAAAAAUACCUGUUUAAGAAGUAAAUGAUAAUUGCAUAUUUAAUUUUACUUUCAGAUAUUAAUGGUUCAGGAAAUGAGAUGAUGACUUCUUAUAACUUAUAA